AGGCCGACAGCGCAACAAGUUGUCCAAGGAAGAGGACGCCUGUCCUAGCUUCAGACACUUUUUUCAAACCGUAGUGUCGCCAAGGAAGACAAGUUUCGGCAUGGGAGGUUCUUACUUCUCGACCCUCUGUCUGAUAGUGUUCUGUUUGGCUUCAACCGUCGGAGGUGUCAACAUCGCCCGGGGGAAGACAACGCGCCAAUCCAGCCAGUGGGAACAGGGUGCUGCUCGCCGUGCUGUAGACGGGAACACCAACACCUACUGGGGCUCGGACUCAUGUACACACACCGAGAAUGAGGACACUCCCAUCUGGUGGGUGGAUCUUGGUCAACCGUACAGCAUUGACAGAGUGGUCAUCUUCAACCGCCAAGACGAGUGUUGUUGGGGACGAAUCAAUCCUUUCAACAUCCACAUCGGGGAUUCUGACCAGGUCAGCACGAACCCCAAGUGUGGUGGUGAUCAUGAAUUCGGCAGCCAGAGCCAGAAGUCGCUUUCCGUUCCCUGCCAGGGCAUGCGGGGACGGUACGUGGGAGUACGUCUUCCCGUUACCUCCAGGGCACUGACCCUCUGCGAAGUUCAAGUAUUUCCGGUCAAUUACUGGCACCGGGUGUUCGCGACUGUAAGGGGGACAGGGCAGGAUGUGUACGACGCCUGGACAGCCGGUGCUGGUGCAGACAUUAAACACGACAAACACCCCAUGGUCGAGCAGUGGGGCUCGUUGGAUAUCGAUGAGGUGAAGAUGGUAUUUGAGUCUUCUGUCCAGGAGAUAGAGCUCGUCUUCAAUGGGCAGAACACCAACAAGAACAACUGGUUUACCAAGAACCGCCUGCGGACGUCGCCGUGGAACGACAUCAAAUCAGAAUCCACAAACUAUUUCUCUAUCGAAGGACACUCAGAUCUAAAAAGACGUUUCUUCAUCAACCGCCAGUAUAAUACCUGUGAUCGGGACAUGGGGUGGCUUCUUGUGGCAGAGGAGGGACAGUCAGCUCCAUGUAGUUGGGAGCGGACGUCAGCAAGUCAGCUGCCCUACAUCCGGGUCUCCAAUGCAGGUAGAGCAGUCAACUGGAACAACGAUAAUGGUUUUACAACAGCGGAUCGCAUGGUCAUCUAUAUCGCAUCUGAGAGAUGCAGCGCAUGUGAACAGAACUGCACAUACACAGACGGGGAUUUCCAGUGUUCCUGUCAUGCCGAAUAUACAUUGAACGAAGAUGGAACUUCCUGUGACGACGUCGACGAGUGUUUGACAGAAAAUGGCGGCUGUGAUCACAUCUGUACCAACACAGAGGGAAGCUUCCAGUGCUCCUGUAGUCCUGGCUACGUUUUGAAUUCCAAUGGGUUGGCAUGUGAUGACGCGUGUCUGACGGCCACGCCCCUGUAUGUUCCCCACCGUAGUACCGCGUACGCCACGGAACAGGAGCCGAACGUGUGUGAUAAUGACAUGGAGGAGGGCUGGUACCGCUUCACUCACGCUGGAGGCACCAUCCCCACCAGCUGUGUACCGGUCUUCCACUGUAGCACAGAGUAUACCAUAUGGAUGAACGGUUCACACCCAACUGAUGACGACAUCGUUGACCGCGUGGCGUGCGUCAAUACCGGUGAGGGUGAUAGUUGCUGCUCCGACCAGUACAGCAUGACCAUACAAGUCAAGAGAUGCCCCACCCCCGGACACACCUACUACGUCUACAAACUGGUGCCAGUUCCACAACCAGCAAGCACUGGUGGCGGUUAUUAUGGCUACUACGAAGAGUACUACAACCCCGAAUACUACGAAGGGUAUUAUAACCAAGAAUCGACACCAAGUCGAUGUACAGCUUACUGUGCAGGCGAUAGCGAGCCUUGUCCGAACGGUGAAGAAUACAACGUGUUCCAUCGAGCCUGUGGAAACAUAUUUCCGUUGUUCGCUGACAACGUUACCCUCCACCCUCCUGAGUAUGAAGUCAGCGCCAAUCAAGUGACGUUUACGUGUGAGGUCCAAUACGACCCUGAUGACGUCACUGCCUGGUUUGACGUCAUGUUCCUGUUCGAUAAUGAGUACUUUCCGGACGUGCCUAACGUGACCCUGACGGCCGGGAAAAGGCGCGCAAAGAUGGACGCCAGUCAUCUGGGUCUGAACCAGCUGUAUCCGAACGUGCCGGCCUCCUGGCCGUCCAAGAUGGGGAAGGACGUUUCUUGUCAAGUAAGGUCCUACUGGGAAGGUACCCCGGAUGUGAAAAGUGAGUGGCAGCAGAGCAACUCUUACUGGGCAGGCAUUGAGGCCGGAGGCACUGCUGAAGUUUACGAGUCUGCUGACCACUUCAAGCUGGAGCUGACCAGUACCGUCCCCUUUGUCUGCGAAGGUGGGGCACAAAGGACGGGGCAGUGUUACGCAGACGUUCCCUUAGCCUUCGACUCAAACGGAGACGACGUCUGCGUAGCUGACGGAUGUCACGUGAGGUUCUACGCCGGCAAUUGGUCGGAUACGGAACAUAGGGUGAAAGGAGAAGCUGUGUUGGUUGCCGUGAAAGAUGGACAACAAGAUGGCGACAAGUAUAUGAGCGUCAACUUCGGACAGAUCUCGCAUGCUCCCGUUGCGUACAACCUUCCUCACAUCUUCCACGGUUACACACCACAGAUUAACUUAGCAGUUCGCACCAUAGAUGCCCUUGAGGCAACGUGCACGUACGCUGGUGAUCCCCACGGAGUUUCCUUUGACGAACUCACCGGAGCUUGGCACAAACAAAUUCACGUCAUCAAACCGGGAGAAUUCGUCCUGUACAGAAGUACUAAACCCGGCAGGAAUUUCGAAGUACACUCUCGGCUCAAGCGUUGCGGUAGUGGAAGAUACACGAACAAAGUUUCCUGUAACUGCGGCGUGGCAGUGCGUGAGGACAAUGAUGUGGUGAUAGUUGACUACUGCAACAGGAACUCUCCAACCAUCGCCUACAAGACAUCAAAGGGAGGGCCUCUCUCUCCGGGAGUUUUAGUCACUCAGGACAGCAAUGGGAAAUACAUCAAGAUUUCGAUGCCGUCCGGUGCGUACGUGGAAGUGGUGGGUUCUGGUUUCGUCACCCUCCGUGCACACGCGCCGGGGAUAGACAAGGGGUACACCGAAGGGCUCUGUGGAUUCUUCGAUGGCAAUCCUAGAAACGAUCGGAGGAUGCCGGACGGCUCGACCUCCCGCCACUACGUUUGGCCACGAUGGCACAGAGAGUUCUCCCUUGCUUGGCAAAUUCCGCGGGGAGAGAGUCUGUUCGACGUUGAGUGUCCAGAAGAAGUCACCAAUCCGCUCUCCGAGUCACAGUUCUGCACGUGUGGGAACAGGGUCGAGUGUAGCCCGACCAAAACUCGCAAAAACAACCACUUGAACCCAGCUUUGAACGUCAUCCAUCCGCUUCAAGAUGAAAGAAACAAGAACUGCACUCCGCCACCGGAAGUGAUCGAGGAAGAUCCGGAUCUGUACAAUGACGAUGUUUGUGACACGGAGUACGAGUUCGAUUACGCUGAAGACGAAGAACCCGAAAUUAACGACGAAUGGCCGACCCCGAACAGAGGGAUCACGGAGGAGGAAGCGACAGGAACGUGUCAGCAAGGAAUCUUGAACCUGACCAUCGCUGAAGACUGUCGGGAUGUGUACGGUGUUGAUAUAUUCUCCGGAGUGGACUUCUGUGUAGCAGAUGUGAAAGUGACUGAAGAUUUCCAGUACGUUGACAUCAUCGUACAGAAGAUUCAAGCAGAAUGUGCUGAAAAAGCCUACAACAAUGUCAGUCUGUACGAGACCAAUGAUGACGGAACCGCGAAGCCUCCAGCCUUCAUCACUGAGAACGUGUGCCCGCGCCAGUGUAGUAACCAAGGCCGGUGUGUGAACAGUACGUGUGAGUGUAACCAUGGUUACACGUCUGCAGACUGCUCCAUACAGAUCGGCAGGCCUCCAGUCGCGCUGGAACUCCCCUCGGACGGGCUGUGUGACGUCAGGAGUCGGCCUUGUAUGAAGACGUCCUUCUUCGCUGAAGACGUGAUGAACUCGGAGAACCUGACCUGUAGGGUCACCCAAGUUCAGAUACAAGAUGGGAUAAAGACUGAAGCCAACUCCAGCGGCCGGUCCGAGGCGACGUUCCGCAGUUUUGGGGAGGUGUCGUGCGCCCUCCCCAGGUCUCCUGUACGGGACGGGACACCUGACACCAAGGAAGGCGCGGUGGCUCACGGGAUGCUGGUGUCCGUCAGUAACGAUGGAGAACGGUUUAGUGAGGAGUUGUUCUUCACCGUGUACGACUCCGUCUGUCAGGAGUGUACUCAGGGAGGGGAUUGUACUUGGAAGACCAUUGAACUACAAAGGUCACGUCUAUGA
Branchiostoma floridae (Florida lancelet) is the source of this 4321-nucleotide messenger RNA. Its product is annotated as von Willebrand factor D and EGF domain-containing protein-like. The transcript has 23 exons. Gene Ontology annotation, molecular function: calcium ion binding. Bases 101 to 4321 code for a protein of 1406 amino acids. Lineage: Eukaryota; Metazoa; Chordata; Leptocardii; Amphioxiformes; Branchiostomatidae. The record is from RefSeq and is a predicted model, not a curated record.